ACUUUCCGACCUGAAGAUCACUGAAGUCAUGAUUUGUUGUAUUUUUCAGAGUUCUCAGAUGUUUUGAACGCGAUAUAUGGCUUUGUGGCUGUGGUAACUAGUCUGACUUUUUGUACUACUACCCUUUAAUAUUUUGUUUUAACGGAAAGUAACCAUAUUUCUGUUAGUUCUUGAGAUAGUAUAUACAAACGUCCAUAUUUAGUAACAACUUUCGGGAGUUAAUCUUUCUAAAAUCCACCAACUCUGAAGAAAGCGCGAAAUCAACAGUUUCCAUGGCGACGAAGCUUCGCUACUACUUGUUGCUUGCAGGCGCUGGUUGAUUUUCACAUGCUAUCCCACACGGCUAGCUAGCUAACCAAGUGAUAAUGUCAUCUGGAUCCCAAAAUUCCAUAUCCAAAGAUAGUCAUUUAUCUAUUUACAAAGCCUCUGAAUUGUUUGAUGAUGGAUUAUUGCACGAGAUUCCAACAACAAGUAAGUAAAUUAACCUGACUAGCAAGCUACACUACGGUAUGUGGACAUCUGCUCGUCGAAUAUCUCAUUCCAAAAUCAUGGGCAUUAAUAUGGAGUUGGUCCCCCCUUUGCUACUAUAACAGCCUCCACUCUUCUGGGAAGGCUUUCCACUAGAUGUUGGAACAUUGCAGUGGGGACUUGCUCCAUUCAGCCACAAGAGCGUUAGUGAGGUCGGGCACUGAUGUUGGGGGAUUAGGCCUGGCUCGCAGUCGGUGUUCCAAUUCAUCCCAAAGGUGUUAGAUGGAGUUGAGGUCAGGGCUCUGUGCAGGCCAGUCAAGUUCUUCCACACCGAUCUCGACAAACCAUUUCUGUAUGGACCUUGCUUUGUGCACAGGGGCAGUAUCAUGCUGAAACAGGAAAGGGCCUUCCCCAGACUGUUGCCACAAAGUUGGAUGCACAUAAUUGUCUAGAAUGUCAUUGAAUGCUGUAGCGUUAAGAUUUCCCUUCACUGGAACUAAGGAGCCUAGCCCGAACCAUGAAAAACAGCCCCAGACCAUUAUUCCUCCUUCACCAAACUUUACAGUUGGCACAAUGCAUUGGGGCAGGUAGCAUUCUCCUUUCAUCCACCAAACCCAGAUUUGUCCGUCGGACUGCCAGAUGGUGAAGCGUGAUUCAGCACUCCAGUGAACGUGUUUCCACUGCUCCAGAGUCCAACGGCGGCGAGCUUUACACCACUCCAGCCAACGCUUGGCAUUGCGCAUGGUGAUCUUAGCCUUGUGUGCGGCUGCUCGGCCAUGGAAACCCAUUUCAUGGAGCUCCUGACAAAACAGUUAUUGUGCUGACGUUGCUUCCAGAGGCAGUUUGGAACUCGGUAGUGAGUGUUGCAACCGAGGACAGACGAUUUAUAUGCGCUUCAGCACUCGGCGGGCCCGUUCUGUGAGCUUGUGUGGCCUACCACUUCGCGGCUAAGCCGUUGUUGUUUCUAGACGUUUCCACUUCACAGUAACAUCACUUACAGUUGACCGGGGCAGCUCUAGCAGGGCAGAAAUUUAACGAACUGACUUGUUGGAAAGGUGGCAUCCUAUGACGGUGCCACGUUGAAAGUCACUGAGCUCUUCAGUAAGGCCAUUCUACUGCCAAUGUUUCCAUUGGAGAUUGCAUGGCUGUGUGCUCGAUUUUUAUACACCUGUCAGCAACGGGUGUAGCUGAAAUAGCCAAAUCCACUCAUUUAAAGGGAUGUCUACAUACUUUUGUAUAUACAUUGCUAGCUACUAACCUACUAGCAAAGUUCAGUGUCUUAUCACAUAACUGUGCUGAUUCCUGGCAUCAGUGGCAGCACUGAGCCCUCCCCAUUUGGCUAUCUAAUUUAGCUAGCUACCUCUAUCUUACAGGUACAAAUGACACCAGUACUGUCCCUAGAAGGUACAACAAUCUGGAAGAGUUGAGGUAAUUUUGCCCUUUUCCUUAAAUUACUCUAGUUAAUUAACUUCCCCACAUCCUUUUCAAAACACUAGCCACCUGUAUUUGAAAACAGAUUGUCUGCCUUUUGCACCAUGAACCAUCAUCCAUUUGGAAGCGAGUUUGUUACGUUGUCUUUCUUUCUUUACAGUGAGGAGCUCGACAGACGAACCAAGGAGACCCAAAUGCUGCAAGAAGAGGUGGAACAUGCAACUAAAAUUACUAUGGAGAAAAUGGGCCGCACAUGUCCCAGCAGCUCACCCUCACAAAUUAAUUACUUUCCUAUGUUUAUGGGUGAGUAUGAGGUUUUCUUGUGUGUCAUGAAGAAAAUAUAGCCAGUACUAGCUAUACAGUUACACAUCGGAGCUAUUGUCACAACCAAAUAUGUCACUAACCUAUUUUGAAUUAUGAAAUUACCUGUAGUAGUUUGCUGUGAUAAGUUUUCCUUAUUGCCACUAUUUUUUAUAUUUUUUAUUUUUAUACAGAUGGUUCAUCGGAGGAGAACUCAGAAGUGCUGUCACCGUACCGACAGUCUGUGAUCCAGCCUCUUACAUAUGGCCUGGAUGUGGAACUGGUCAGAAGUGGCAUAACUUUCCCUGGGAAAGAUGUUUUGGACAAUGCAAUAGGGGACUACUCUCAACAGGUGUCAGAGCUCCAUAAGCAGCUGAGUGAGGUUAGUGUGAGAUACAGUCCUAUUUUUUCUCCUUUCCUGGUGAGAGUUACAUAUUAUUGUGGAAGGCCUCUUGAACUCAAUGAUUCUAAUAUCAAAAGCCAUGAAAUUCUUUGCCACAUGAGGUGCCAUUGAUUGCAACCUUUGCUAAUACUUUUUCAGACACAUGAGCUUCAUGAACAGCAGAAGUUCUACUUCCGACAGUCCAUCAUCAAGCUGCAGACAAAGUUGCAGGAGGUCCAGAUUGAGAAAGAUGCCCUGACUGAUCUAAGGUAAUUGAUGCUGAAACUGUUGUACUGUAUACCUUUGGACAGAUACAGGCUCUCUGCAACGGGAGUAUAGGACAUGUUUUACAGUCCACUCAAUGCCCACUGGGCACAGACGUCAAUUCAACAUCUAUUUCACGUUGGUGCCACGCAAUUUAAUUGAAAUCAACCAGUGAGUGUCCAGUGGGUGUUAAUUGUUUUGUCCCUCAGAAUGAAAGAGAGCAGAAAACAGGCAGAUGUAAUUGGGAAAAUGCAAGCAAUGAUCAGGGAGCUGCAAGUCACUAAACAGACCUGGGACCAGAGGCUACUGGAGGCUGAGGAUGAAGCAAAGUCACAAAGCAGGAGAGCAGAGUCAAUGGAGCGGACACUACAGGAGGUGUACUCCACGCUGUUGGCUUAUGAAAAACGCUGUGGAAACAAUUCGUACACCAGCCAGGACGCACUGGGUGUUGCGGUGGAGAAAGUAUUACAGGACUUGGAGCAUGCAAAUCACAAUCUGAGAGAAAGCCUUCUGCUGGUAAGGAUGUGUGUGUUAUGUUUUAUUUCACACUAAACAAUUUUAUAAUAAUAUAAUAAUAAUAAUAAUAUGCCAUUUAGCAGACGCUUUUAUCCAAAGCGACUUAGUCAUGCGUGCAUAUUUUUUUUUUUUUGUGUAAGGGUUUGAAAUGUUGUUCUUGAUAUUGUAUCUUUCCAUUCAUAACUCAUUGUGCCAGCUGAAGGAGCAGAUGGAGACUCAAGAACAGAAAUGCCAAGGGAAAGCAGAGAUAAUGUUGAAGGAGCAAAGGGAAAGGUGCAUUUUCAUUAACUUUCCACAAUUCUUGUCUGUCACUUGGGUGAUUUGGGAUUACAGUCAUUCAUUCACUAAUCUGAUAGCCCACACAUUUCCUGCAUGUAAGGCUGUAUGGUAUAGAAUUUACCUUCACCCACUGAGAAUUUGUUGUAACCCUAAAACUGCAAGUAUGUUCGAGGCAAGUUCCUAGAGGUGACAUGUAAAGUUGCCUUGGUUGGGUUGCUUUGCUCUUUUCCAGAAUGGAGCAGUUUAUUACCAGUCAUGACCAGGAGGUGGCGAUAUUGACUGAGAAAUUGAGCAGCUCCAGAAGCAGUGCCUCCAGCUUGUGUGUCCAGGUGGAGUUGUUACAGUGAGCGACAUGAAUUAACUAGCAAUACUAUAUCUACACAUUUUCUGAGUUUAAUUAAAUUGAAAGCUCUCUAUUUUCCCCCAAAAUGUAUAAAGUCACUCAUCUUUUCAUUCAGUUGUAAGACACAAGUCGAAUCUUUCAGAAAGUGUCCAAAUUAAUGCGUUAUUUCCUUCUCACCAGAAAAAAAGGUGAAAGCCAGGCUUCAGUGCACCAGUGUCAGGUCAAUGACUUGGAGUCAGCUCUCUCCAUCCUGCGCUCCGAUCUACUGGAUGCCCAGCGGGGCCAUGAAGACAAGGUCACAGCUAACACACACGCCUAUUGUGUUGUAGAAUAGUAGAGUGGUCUUGGUCUUUUCAAACAAAGGUUUAGGAGGGAGACAUUGUAAUAUUCUACGUGAAAGUUCUGAAGGUUUGGGUUGUCAUGAUGUUGUGUGCCAGGUGGGUACUCUGGAGAUGCAGUUGGCCGAGGCCCAGUCACAGGUGGGGGAGGCCCAGAGAGGGAGAGACAGAUCUCUCCAGCAGGCAGAGGAGCUGGACUCUCGGCUCUGCCAGCUCACGGUAAUACAGCCCAGCCUCAGACACAAACAGGAAGGAUACUGUACAUCCAUGGCUCCCUGCUGCUGUGGAAAGAGAUCCGGUAUCUUUGCACAUUCUUUGAUUCCAGCAACCCAACGUCUGUCUAUCAUUGUGUUUGAUAUAAAUAUUAAUCUGACUUUUUUAUCAAAUCAGUUCAAACCUGUGAACUCAAACAGAGAUGUUUGAAUAAGAGUCAGUACUGUAUUACGUGUGUGGUGUCAGUCAGCGCUGUGGCAGGCCCGUGAGCAGCUGGCCAUGGAGAAGGAGCAGACCAAGCAGCACAUUUUCUUUGAAUGGAAGAUGACACCAAGGCCUUAGUUGUCAAACACUCAUUAUUUCUAGUCUCCUUUACCAGUUGUUGGGCGAGAAGCAUCAGCGGGAGCAGCAGGAGGAGCUGGCUGUGCUGCGAGGGGAGCUGGAACUGACCACAGACCAGCUGAACAGGGCCAGGGACGAGGAGCUGCGGCUGCAAGCCCUGAAGGGUAACCAGGACAAGGAGCUGAAGAGGGUCCAGGCGCUGCUGGAGGAGAGGGACAGGGAGCUGCAGCUGAGGCAGCAGGAGGUGCAGCAGGGACGGGCCAGGCUGGAGGAGUUCCAGGGCCGUUGCCAGGCCCUCAGGGCAGAGACUGAGGUGCUGAGGCUCAAGCUGGAGGACAGGGAGAAAAUGGUGGACGUGCUGCGGCUGCAGAUGGAGAGCACCACCCAGAUGACGGUGCAACAUGGACGUAGCAUCGACUCCCUGCACAAAGAGAAGAGCUGCCUCAGCAACCAGCUCAAUGAGCACAAGCUGGAGAUCCAACAGCUAAGGGUUAGUUAGUUAGAGUUAGUCUGCUAGUUAGUUAGUUUUGAUCAUCUACUUUAGUUUCAAGGUUGGUUGUCUACUACCCCUCUGGGGGGAAAACUUGGCAUACUUCUAAAUCAAGACCAGAUUUUGAGCUCAUUCAGGCUGCUAAGGGGAAUCAUCAGGCUUGUUCAUUGUCUUGGAUUGUAUAAUACUCCAUAUUUUUCUUUUUGGGUGUGUUUUCAAAGCUAUCCUACUAAUACCGUUCCAACCCUGCUGUGUCCCUCCCUUUACAGACAUGCUUGGAGCAGCGUGAGGAGUGUUUGGCGGUGCUGGAGCAGGAGAGGCGAGUGCAGCAGGCUGGCUUGUCCAAACAGAGCUGCUGUGUCAAGGAGCUGACGCUGGAGAAACAGCAGCUCACCGCUGAGCUAGAGGUGCAACGCAUGCAACUGGUCUGCCUCACAGGUACACUGGCUGUCAUAGAUGGCUUUCAUAUGAGAAUAUUCCCCUCUCACAGAUAAAAUGAUGUAUCCACUCUGUCUGUUCAUUCAAACAGUUAUUUGCUUAUGUUUUCUAUUAAUUAUGAUCUGUAUUAAUUCUGCAAUAAUAAAGACCGUUCAGUGAUUAGAUAUAAUGGCCUCCAUUUCACCAGUCUUUAGGGAAAAAUAUAGGUAUUCAGUGGCAAACGGCAAGAACAAUGAUCAAGUUGCUACACUGUGUUGGAAAACCACUACAGCAUGUAGUGUAUGUUUUUCUUGUUCACCAAGCCCUUGUGCUUUGUGUGCAUGCGGUGGUGUGUGUCUGUAUGUCUGUCCCCCAGAGGAGCAUGAGGAGUUGAAGAGGCUCCACAGCAGUAAGAGUGAAGAGCAGGAGGGUGUGGUGGUGGGUCUGAAGGCCCAGCUGAAGACCACCCGGGCUGAGCUGGACCAGGCCAGGAGCACCCUGAGGACCCUGGAGGGAGCGGACGGACACGGUCAGCACUGCACAUCAGAGAGAACAUUAUAUUAUAGCAGAGAUCUAUGUUUAUAUGGUUAUGGGAAAUCUGAGAGAGGACUGACUAGGGACACUGAUGAGUAAAUAGCUCUGGAAGUAAUGAGAAUUUAUGCUCUUUUGACCUGAUGAAGAUCCGUGUUGGAUCGAAAUGUUGUCAAUAAAUGUGGUAAUUGGGAGCAUAUUCAGUGUGCAGCAUUUCUGUUAUUUUCCAUGUUCUUUAUGUCACUCAUUGUGACAUUAUUCACCUUGGAUUUGGUUGAUUAAUUUCCCUACUCCAUUGAGUCAACAGAAAGAGAUGAGAUUAGAUAGACCUUGAUUGACUCGAUUCUCUCUGCCCUGGCUCCCCUUUCUCUGUCCAGGCCUGAAGGUUGCCAUGGGGAUGCAGAAGCAGAUAACAGCCAAGCGGGAACAGAUCGACUCUCUCCAGGGCCGAAUUCAGCUCCUGGAGGAGACCAUGGACAAACUGAACGAGGUAGGAACAUCUCAACGUCUACUUUAGUGCUCCAAAUUCUGAGUUACUCCAUUGUGUCUAUCAUUAUUACACAUGCCCUGGCUUCCACACAGAUAAAAGCCAUGUGUCCUUAAGUAAGUAGGGAUUUAAAACAGCAAGAUAGUCUGGUGUUCACUUAAAUGUAUAAUAAUCUGCCUUCAAUAUCGUCUCCCCUCCCAGGAGAAGCGUUACCAGAGUCUAGAGAGUAAGCGUCAGGUCCAGCUGCUGGCUUCAGUCACUGAGGAGAAGAGACAGGUGGCAGCAGAGGUAGAGACCGUCCGCUCCCUGGAGAGACGGCUCAGGGAGAAAGUCGCCAAACUGGAGACGGCCCUACACAAGGUGGUGUGGCACUACCUUGUAUUUACACUCACUUUAUCACACACCGUAUGAAGACAAGUGUACAUCUCGCUCUGACUGACCCCCAUUUUCACCUACUAUGUUCUUCAGAUGUCUGAGAGCUUUGUCCACUGUCAAGACUUCAUCCAGUUGCAAGAGCAGGAGUUUGUACGUCUGAAGCUGCAGCAUGCUCUGGAUGUGAAGGUACAGCUCACUACAUUUUUACAUUUUAGUCAUUUUAGCAGACGCUCUUAUCUCUUUAUGAGUGCAUACAUUUAAAAAAAAAAAUUAUACUGGCCCCCUGUGGGAACUAGGAUGGGUGUCCAUCUGCCUCUAUAGAAGUCUAAUGCAUAUGGUGUUUUGUUGUUUGAUUUGCAUUGUACUCAGAAUAUCCUUUCUCCUCUAAACUGUCUAUAACCUUCUAUGCUGUAUGUAUGCUUUUUCAAGUGCUGUGUCUUUUCUGCAGGAGCUGCAGGGCCAAAACCUGCGAGCCACAGGUAAUGCUCAGCGUGCUUCCCUCUCCAGCCCAACAGCCCCGACUGCACUACCCUCCACCCAGCACGGCUCGAAGUGCCUGCUAGAGGUAGAUCAAUACAGAAACCUCCUACAAAAUGCCUUGUGGCUCCAAUCCUUCCAGGGCCUGGCUUUGUUGAUGUUUUUUCAGCUGUGGAAAAGAAAGACACAAGCUCAGCACAUGACUUCCCCCAAAUUAAAAGCACGCCCUGAUUGCAUUCCUGUGGCAGCAUGACAGACUCGUUCAUCAACCGUUUGACUUGACUCCGCAACAGCCAGAUUUAAGCCAAUUUACUCAAAGCAUGGAAGGAUCCCAGAUAGUCAACAAUAGAUUUCUGUGUUGAAUAUACUGUAACCCAUAAUGGGUAUUAGCCAUAAUGGUAUUUUACUCAGCAUCUCUUCACCCCUCUUGCAGUUGAAGCCUCAGCGGCUGCUGGAAAGCCCCACCAUGGAGCUGCGGUCCCUAGUCAAAGAGCUGCGAGGUGUGAUUUCUGAGAACCCCGGACCACACACCAACAGAAGCACCCUCAGAAGGAGCUCUGCUCCAGAGAGGGAUCACAGGACCACACUGUAAGUCUGACCUCAGUCACUCUGAGUGUGACAUCUAAGGUCACGAUGCUACUAGUUUUUUCCCAACAUUUUUUUGUUGUGCGUCAUUCACUUGGUUUCUGAAACCACAGUGGUUUAUUUCACAAACAUGUUUCACAACCAUGUGACAUGUUUCUCAAAACAGCACUUAGUGACAUGUUUCUCAAUGAAUACAAGCUUGUGUCCUCUUUGGUUCUCAAUCAACCCAUAAACUACAAUCAUGUGGAGCUUCUUUCAUUCAAAUUUCAUGCAAUAAAAAUGUCUCUUACAGCAACGAAGUGACAAAGAAUGUUACAAGCAAUGCCAAUAUGACAAAGGGGACCAACAGCAGGUAAGAGCAUGUAUCCUGAACCUCAUGUUUCUGACUGCCUGAGCAUGGCUGUUGGCAACCGGUCCCUACCUCUGUAUAAUGGCUUCACUAAUCCUCAGGCCACAUGAAUGUGCAUUCUGUAUGUGGCUUCGUUCUGUUUGUGUAUGCUAUAUGUGCAGUGGUGUGCCUCACCCCCUUAGGACAACUGAUCUGGAUGAGCGGAAUUUAAACAGCACCUUCUCAAGCGCGAGUGAGUUUGUCUCUGUUGGUACAACCGACCACUUUAACCCACUCAACAAAUCAUGUGCUUUAUUUUCCUAAUUUCAUAUGUGUCAUAUCACUCUACUAGACCCAUUAUCAUCCCUGUGGUCCCCCUUCAAACAUGAUAUGAUCAAGGUAUACAGUUUUAAGCAGUUAACCGUUCCUCCACUUCAGACAUUGUUUGCUAUUUCUACAGGCCAUGACUUAUCUUUUGCUGUAUCUCUGCCUUGCUACACUUCGUCCCCUCGAGCCAUGGCACUGGGCCGCAGGUCCCCUGUACAUUCACUUCUGACCUCUGACCCCAACCCCACACCUCCACCACAGAGCAGGCCUCAGGCAGAAAGCCCUCUCACAGACACACACACCUGUAAGUCCCACUGCCUUCUGUAUUAUUACAACUCUGUUGUGUAACCAAUGUGGGAGACAACUGCCCCAAUUAAAUGGCCUUGGAGAACCUCCGUUACUUUACAGUAUGUCAUCAUAAUAACGUUUGAAUUUCAGAACUCUAAUUUGAUUACUUGUGGUUCCACUUGAAAUGUUUGUCCAGUGGCCAAUCCGCAGGCUGAGUUGACAGGAGACACAUGCAAGCACUUGCAAGGAAAACUGGACAGCCUCCAAAACAUAGUGGAGGACUUGCAGAUGAAGAACCAAGGUUUGUUGAACAGAGACAGUGUUUUUGUGUUCAUAUGACUGCUGUGCAGCGCAGUGGUCGGUGACUGACAUCAGUGCUAAAGAACCAAAUCUGUAUUCUGAGUUUUGAAUUAGCCCAAUGUUGUCCAAAUGUAACAGUUGUGAGAAUCCGGACUUCCAUGUUAUAUCUGCCCCUCCCUGCCUCACGUAGCAGACUAAAUUGUUUAAUAGGAAUGUAAUCAGGACAUAGAGAAUCAGGAUGUUGAUUAUAUUGGUUUGGAGAUAGGUCAAUUUCAUGAAAACAAAUUCCUGAUUAAUCCAGAAAAAUUCCAUUGCUGUUUAUGUCCGAUAAGAUAAACUGUAUUGGCCCAAAGGUGAAAUUUGUCUUGAAAACACUGUUUCUGUGAAGAAAAAUACAUUUAAAGUAAUGAUUGUUGUUUUUUGCAGAAAUGUCCUCUAUGAUAAAGGGUCAAGAGAAGAGGAUGAGAAAUGUCAAAGACAAAAGGAAGCUUUAGAAAAAUCAAGGCUCUGAGUGAAUGAGUACUUGUGUAACAAAAAUAAACUUGUAUUUAAAAAAUAAAGGCACUCUAUG
Coregonus sp. 'balchen' is the source of this 10052-nucleotide messenger RNA. Lineage: Eukaryota; Metazoa; Chordata; Actinopteri; Salmoniformes; Salmonidae. The record is from the annotation of a GenBank genome assembly.